Messenger RNA from Adineta steineri, 573 nucleotides. Lineage: Eukaryota; Metazoa; Rotifera; Eurotatoria; Adinetida; Adinetidae. The record is from the annotation of a GenBank genome assembly.
AUGGGUCUACUUGAUUCAUUUUUCGAUUGGCUUGGUUUUGGUAAACGUGAAGUUAAUGUAUUAGUAGUUGGUUUAGAUAAUAGUGGUAAAUCAUCACUAUUAAAUUAUCUUCGACCACGUGAAACUCAAACAGAUUUUAUUGCACCAACAGUUGGUUUUAAUCUUGAACAUUUUGUAUGCAAAGGUUUAUCAUUUACUGCAUUUGAUAUGAGUGGACAAAGUCGUUAUAGAACAUUAUGGGGAAAUUAUUAUCGUACAACGAAUGGCAUAAUAUUUGUCGUUGAUAGUUCAGAUAAAACACGUAUUCUUGUUGCUCGAGAAGAACUUCAACAAUUACUUUCACAUCCGGAUAUAUCAUCACGCAAUAUUCCAAUAGUAUUUUUUGCUAAUAAAAUGGAUAUACGUGAUGCUUUAUCGGAUGUUGGUGUAUCAUCAGCAUUAGGUCUUGAUGGUGUUACAAAUAAAUCUUGGCAUAUAUGUUCUAGUAAUGCACUUAAAGGUGAAGGUGUAGCUGAUGGAAUUGAAUGGUUAAGUUCAGCUAUUAAAUCUUCACUUGAUCAAGCCCGGCGAUGA